AUGCGCCGGCCACGCCGCACCACGCCGCUCCUCCCACUGGCGCUGCUGCUGCUGCUGUGCGUCGCCGCUGGGUGCCUCGCCGAGGCUCCCGCCAAAGUUGCGCAGGGGGGAGAUGCAUCGCAGGACGGGGUCACAAGUGACACGCCAAAAGACCCAAGCAGUGAAGAUAAUCAGCCGAGUGCUGGCAACACGCUGCCGGGCAGUGGCGCGGGGACGGAGAAGGGGCCGGAAGAGGCAGACACCGCUAAGGCACCGGAAAGCCCAGAUCUCAGCGGGAACGAUGGGCAGGAGCCGGCACUGCCGCCAGCGCCGGCGCCACAAGCAGACAACAAGGCAGUGCUGCCGACAGCGGAUGCAGAAUCAGAGGAAACCAGUCGAGAUGUGGACGCAGGCAGCCUUUCAACGAAGGCAAAGGGCGACGUCGAGGGAAAAGGCCCAGGUCAAGAAAACAGCCAAGAAGGUCAAGUUCAAGUGGCCAAGGAAGAAGAACAGCAUGAUCGACAAGAAGGCGAGGAAGAACCAGAAGAGGAGGAGGAAGACGCAGGAGAGGAGGAGGAGGUAAUCCCAUCAACAACGCCAGCAGUCGGAGAAGAAGGAGGAAUUCCCGAGGCCACGCCUCUUCCGUCUCCCUCCGUCGGUGUCCCCGCGGCUGGAGAUCCGACUGCACAGACCAGUGGGGGCGGCGCUGGCACAGGCAGCAUGCAACCCGAAGUCGCUGGUGCACCGAAAGGCAGUGCGGGGGAAGCAGCGGCGCAGGCCACCGCCAACAACACAAAUCGGAACACCGCCACUGCGACUGACAGUAAGCAGGGGAGUGGAGUUGCUGGAGUUUCUCCCACGCCCGGCGAUUCUGCGCCCGUGAGGGAGCCGCAGGGGACAAGGGCGGAGAGUGCGCCACCGCGACCCGCAGGCGAGCCCCAAACCGCCCCAGAGGCGCCACGGGCAACGAAAGCACCGCCGGAAGCCAAAGGCAACGCGAGCGCAACCGGAACUCUGCAAACACAGGGGGAGGCCGCAGUUGCCGCAGGGAGUGCGCCGGCCGACGGCAGUGUGGCGCAAGAGUCUCCGUCGCCUUCUCCUCCGAGUGGCGGUGUUAUUGCCAGCACCGACGCCGAAGAGCCCACUGAGAAGACUCGCGAGGCCGCCCAAACUUCUGAGGGUGCGCCGACGCACGAAGGAGGGCGCCAACAACGUGAAGCUGCCGCUGGCAGUGCGAGGGACAAAGCACCGGCAGCAGAGGCCUCCACCAGCACAAACGACGCAGCGACUCCGGCAGCUACGACCGCCACGAAUGCCACUAAGGCGGCGCCUGGCGACAGUGACGGCGACAGCACCGCGGCCUCGCACUCCGCCUCCCCCUUUGUGCUGCUUCUACUGCUUGCGUGUGCGGCUGCCGCUGCGAUGGUGGCCGCGUGA
This is a messenger RNA of Trypanosoma conorhini, 1416 nucleotides long. RefSeq lists its product as uncharacterized. The transcript has a single exon. Bases 1 to 1416 code for a protein of 471 amino acids. NCBI's taxonomy places the organism in Eukaryota, Euglenozoa, Kinetoplastea, Trypanosomatida, Trypanosomatidae. The record is from RefSeq and is a predicted model, not a curated record.